AUGGCAUGGGUGAAGAGAUUCCUUUUUAAUUGCAAAAAUGAAGAAAGAAGAAAAGGAGAUCUUUCUGUUAAGGAAUUAGAAGAAGCUGAGAAAACUACUGUAUACUUAAUACAGCGGGAGUCAUUUACAGGAGUUUCAGAUAAACGCCUUAAAACUCUAGAUGUAUUUAUUGAUGAGAAAGGAAUCUAUAGAUUAAAAACAACUGUAAAUAAAAGAAAUGAUUUUGAAGAGUUUAGAACACCUGCUAUUUUACCUGGAGAGAAUUCUAUAGUAAACCGUUUAGUACUGUUUGAACAUAAGAAAAAUGGACAUGCUGUCUGCAAGCGUUUUUCUGCCAAAUCUGUAGAUCCACCAACUGCAUCACCACCAGCUGAUAGAGUUCAAGAUACAGCUGUUUUCCAAGUAACGGGAGUGGACUUUGCUGGUCCUGUGAUUUUGAAAGACAAUUCAAAGGCCUGGAUAUGCAUUUUUACCUGUGCCGUUUAUAGAGCUACGCAUAUUAAAUUAGUCACAUCACUAUCAACUGAGGCAUUUUUACAAUGUUUCCAUCGAUUUGUUUGUAGAAGAGGAAAACCUUCGAUUGUAUACAGCGAUAACGGAACGAAUUUUACAGGGAGUGCAAAGGCAUUAUCUUGCAUUGAUUUUAAACAGGUUUUUGUUAAGGCGAGGGAUCAGCAGAUUACCUGGAAAUUCAUACCUCCUAGUGCUCCCUGGUGGGGAGGCUUCUGGGAAAGGCUUGUUGGAAUGAUGAAAGGUCUGCUGAAGAAAACCUUAGGUCGAGCGAGUUUAACAUAUGAAGAAAUGCAAACAGCUUUAUGCAACCGUGAGGCCAUUUUGAACCAGAGACCUUUGAUAACUGUGUGUUCUGACGCCAGUCUUACUGCUCUUACACCUGCAGACUUCCUCAAAGAGAUAAAACCCAGCUUUGUUCCGGACAUCAAAACCAAAACUGAUCCCAAUCAUCUGUGA
Parasteatoda tepidariorum (common house spider) is the source of this 969-nucleotide messenger RNA. RefSeq lists its product as uncharacterized. Gene Ontology annotation, molecular function: nucleic acid binding. NCBI's taxonomy places the organism in Eukaryota, Metazoa, Arthropoda, Arachnida, Araneae, Theridiidae. The record is from RefSeq and is a predicted model, not a curated record. Gene Ontology annotation, biological process: DNA integration.